This is a messenger RNA of Panicum hallii, 1362 nucleotides long. RefSeq lists its product as uncharacterized. The coding region runs from base 90 to 1286 and encodes 398 amino acids. The transcript has a single exon. The record is from RefSeq and is a predicted model, not a curated record. NCBI's taxonomy places the organism in Eukaryota, Viridiplantae, Streptophyta, Magnoliopsida, Poales, Poaceae.
GCUUCCCUCGGCAUCUCAAGGACUUUCUCCCACUCCCGCAUCCGGAGGCAUUCAUUCAAGGCAGGAAGCUCACACAGCAGUUGGAGAACAUGGUGGACGUGGACCACCGGAUGGCCGGGCUGGCCCCCGCGGCGGCGGCGCACGCGGCGGGGCUCCGCCGCCUGUCCACGCGCGCCGCCGCGGGCCCCGCGUCGGCGUCCGCGUCGCCGCGCCACGGGCUGCACUCCUUCCACGCCGUGGCGGCGGGGGUGCUCGCCCACCUCCGCGCGGCCGGGGUGGCCGUCCUCCCGGGCCUCUCCGACUCGGAGCUCGCCCGCGCGGAGGCCGAGUUCGGGUUCGCCUUCCCGCCGGACCUCCGCGCCGUCCUCGCCCUCGGCGUGCCCUCGGGCGCCGGGUUCCCGGACUGGCGGGGACGCGCGGGCCUCCGCGCCGCGUUCGACCUCCCCGCAGCCGCGGCGUCGCUGCAGACCGCGCGGGGCGCGCUGUGGCCGCGCUGCUGGGGGCGGCGGCCCGCCGACCCGGACCGCGCCCUGCGCCUCGCGCGCGCCGCCAUCCGCCGCGCGCCGCUGCUCGUGCCGCUCUUCGACCGCUGCUACCUGCCCUGCCGCCCCGGCCUCGCGGGGAACCCGGUCUUCUUCGUCGCCGACGACCGCGUGCUCUGCUGCGGCCUCGACCUGCUCCACUUCUUCACCCGGGAGUCGUCGUUCCAGCCGACGUUGGAUCACGCCGUCUCCUCCCCGCUGGCCUCCCCGCUCUCCGCCGGCGCGAGCACGGCGUCGUGCACGCGCCGGAGCCUCGACGCCGUCCAGGCCCCGCGCUGGAUCGAGUUCUGGAGCGACGCCGCCUCCGACCGCCGCCGCCGCGACUCCUCGUCCUCGGAAGCCUCCACCACCUCGUCAUCCUCCUCGUCGGGAUGCCCGUCGCCACCCCGGCGGUCAACCCCGCGGUGGGUCGACAACUACCUCGACGAGCUCGGGUCAAUGCUGAAGAAAGGCGGCUGGAGGGACAGGGAAGUGGACGAGAUGGUCGAGGUCACCGCUUCCGGCCUCUUCGACGGCGAGGAGGCCCCCGGACCGGACACCGAGGCCGUCCUCGACGCGCUGGUCCUGAAGACGGACCGGUGCUCGGACUCGCUCCGGCGCGCCGGGUGGACCUCCGAGGACGUGUCGGACGCGCUGGGUCUGGACUCCCGGCGGGGCAAGGACCGCUCCAGGGCGGCCGUGCGGAUCCCGCCGGAGAUCGCCGCCAGGGUCCAGCGCCUCGCGCAGGCGCUGGCGGACCCCUGACCCCCCGAUCGAUUUUCUCCCCGGCCCUUCUGAUUCUUUGUCACCUCGAGCAGGAAUCAAACUACACUUGUAUAAG